This is a messenger RNA of Zea mays, 1672 nucleotides long. Its product is annotated as 30S ribosomal protein S9, chloroplastic. Gene Ontology annotation, biological process: translation. The transcript is spliced from 5 exons. The record is from RefSeq and is marked validated. Gene Ontology annotation, molecular function: RNA binding; structural constituent of ribosome. The coding region runs from base 22 to 1266 and encodes 414 amino acids. Gene Ontology annotation, cellular component: cytosolic small ribosomal subunit; ribosome. Lineage: Eukaryota; Viridiplantae; Streptophyta; Magnoliopsida; Poales; Poaceae.
CGUCCUCCUCCGCGCGCCGCCAUGCUGCUCCGCCGCCUUCUGCACUCCACACGCCACUUCCGGCACGGCCUCCGGACCGUAACUCCGGCCACCACCACCACCACCACCACCACUUCCUCCUCCUCCACCCCCCUUCCAUUUCGCUGCUUCCCGGACCUCCCCCUCUCUCGCGUCCUCUCCCCGCGGCUCCUCUCCACCUCCGGCCGCGACGACGACCGCAACAAGCCGUGGAGCUUCGAGGCGGACUCGGGCGAUCCGGACCCCUUCGCCAAUGAGGACGCCGCGGCCGCUGGCGCUGCCGAGGGGCCGCCGGUAGGACCCACGCGCGCCGCCGACAAGCUCUGGGCGACGGAGUUCGGCGGGGAGGACGGCGAGAACGGCGACGUGUUCGAGGGGAUCUACAAGGAGGCUGCUUCGGCGGCGCCCGGGCGCGGAGAGGCGGCUCCGGUCGGAAAUGACGAGCAGUGGACGCUGAGUGGGGACCACGAGGAUAAGGAUCCCUUUGCCGAGUCCGUGCUCGGGGAGGGGAUCGAGGGGAUUCAAGGCGAGUGUGAUGGGCUAGAUGACCUCGGUGCUGGGGAGGACCCCGAGGUUGAGCUGAAGCGGCAGCGGAACAAGGAGAGGGAGAAGGAGUUGAUGGAGAUACUCAAAGGUCCAAAUCGUGCUUUUGGUGAUCUCAUUGAGGCCUCUGGGAUCACAGAUGGAAUGAUUGAUAGUUUGAUCCUCUUAAAGGAUGUCAGAGACGUUCCAGGGUUGCCUCCCCUAAGAGAAAUAGAAGAUGAAGCUAUCCAGAAUAUGAGUGUAACAUCAAGCAGAGCUGAAGUUGAGCGCCAAAACCAAGAGGCCAUUGCUAAGGCACGAGUAAGACAGGUUGAUGAGAAAGGAAGAGCUUAUGGAACAGGGAAAAGGAAAUGCAGCAUUGCUCGUGUUUGGAUUAAGCCUGGUGAUGGUAAAUUCAUUGUCAAUGAAAAGGAGUUUGAUGCUUACUUCCCAAUCCUGGACCAUAGAGCUGAACUUCUUCGUCCAUUUAAUGUGACCGAUACUUUGGGGCGUUUGGAUGUGACCUGUACUGUGAAAGGUGGUGGCGUAUCAGGACAAGUUGGAGCUAUCCGCUUAGGGAUAAGCAGGGCCUUGGAGAAUUGGGAACCAGGAUGGCGUCCAUAUCUCAAAGCAGCUGGAUAUUUGACGAGAGAUUCACGUGUGGUCGAAAGGAAAAAGCCUGGAAAAGCGAAAGCAAGAAAGAGCUUCCAGUGGGUCAAGCGGUAACAGAGCUAUCUGCAUGGCUACGUAUUUUGUUGUGGCGGGUCUCUGCCCUUUGACUUUGAUGUGGGUUUUCUACUCAACACAGAUCACUUGAUCUGCUGUUAUUUUUUCCGAAGGUCCUGUCCUUUUCAGCUUCUCCAACCUGUGUCGAUACGAGGACCAUGCUACACUUUGGAUUCCGUUUCCGAAACGUUGUGACAGCAAAAUUGAUGUAGAAAAUACCAUUUGACCUAAUCAAGACCGAGAAGUUGCUUUGCAAUGAGCUGCCAAUAAAACAGGCUGUGCCAAUGAGACUACAUGUUCGUCUCAUCAGAAGGAAGACCCUUCUCGACCCUUAUGAUUUAAUGGCUGGGAAACGGGUUUCGGAUGCCAACUGAUGAUUAUGAUAAUUUGCUUCGUUAUUUUCUUC